AUGGCCACCGUGGAUGUUCAACUACCUGUCGUCCGACCAACUCCCCCUAACGUCGAAGUGAAAGAAAUGCCUCAGCCAAAGACUGACGACAUCUUUUACGGGCUCACCUCGAAAUGGCCCGUCGCUCUAGAUAUCGCAGGCGGUGGUGCACCUUGCCGUCUGGAGGGUGAAGUAGGCGAUUUGGUCGUCUUGGGUGAGAUUCCAAAAGAGCUAAAUGGGACCUUUUACCGCGUCAUGACGGACCCAUUCGUCCCGCCCCACCCCAACAAUGUUCCUCUGGAUGGAGACGGUCACAUUUCUGCAUUUAGAUUCCAUGAUGGAAGGGUGGAUAUGAAGUUGAAGUAUGUUGAGACGGAGCGCUAUCUUAUUGAACGCCGGGCCAAUAAGGCGAUGUUUGGGCUUUACCGUAACCCUUAUACACACCACCCAUGUGUACGGGCCGCAGUGGACUCAACUGCAAACACAAACCUUGUUCUUUGGGCAGGGCAUCUGCUGGCACUCAAGGAAGGAGGUCUGCCCUACUCAGUAAACCCUAACACCCUGGAAACUGGAGUAUACGAUCCCUUUGGCCAAGUCAAGUCUAAAACAUUCACCGCGCAUCCCAAGGUGGACCCGUAUACGGACGAACUGGUCGUCUUUGGCUACGAAGCAAAAGGCCUUGCUACAAAAGACAUUGUCGUGUACACGCUGGACAACGAGGGAAACAAGAAGGACGAGCAAUGGAUCCAGGGUCCUUGGGUUGCUGCAAUCCAUGAUUGUGCAAUCACCCCCAACUGGCUGAUUCUUGUACUGUGGCCUUUCGAAGCCGAUGUCGAACGUAUGAAACGUGGGGGUCAGCACUGGGCAUGGAAUUACGACCGCCCUGCAACUUUCGUCGUCCUACCGCGCAGAAAGACCACCAAGCUUCCGCCUGGCUGGAAGCAAGACGAGUGGAGAGUGUAUCCCUGGGAAAACUGCAUGCUCGUACACACCGCAGGAGCAUGGGAAGACGAAGGCCACAAACUUUACAUCGAAACAUCACGCGUUCACGACAACGCACUUCCCUUCUUUCCCUCCGACGAUGGCCGUAUGCCCGCACCCGACGCCAAAGCCGAUUUCGUGCGUUGGGAACUCGACCUCACCCAGCCAACCAACACUCGUGUCCCCGAUCCCACCAUCAUUGUCGAUGUCCCCUGCGAGUUCCCCCGCAUCGACGAGCGCUUCAACACCAAGCCUUAUCGAUAUAUCUUCUUAGAUGCUUUCAUGCCCUCGCGCUCCGAUGGCGGCAAAAACAUCUUCCACGGCCUCAACGCCCUCGCCAUGAAAGAUACCCUCACAGGCAGCAUGCGCUUCUUCUACGCCGGCGACGGCUCCCUAGUCCAGGAACCGGCCUUCAUCCCCCGCUCCGACGAUGCUCCUGAAGGUGACGGAUGGGUUGUUGCGAUGGUGGAGAGGCGAGAAACGAAUAGGAACGAUAUUGUUGUGCUGGAUACGAUGGAGUUUGAGAGGCCGGUUGCGAUUGUCCAGUUGCCCGUGCAUGUCAAGGCACAGGUGCAUGGGAAUUGGGUUGAUGCGGGGAUUUUGAAGGAAAUGAAGAGUUUGGUGAGGGAGCUGAGGCCAGUGCAGAUAAGUGGAAAGGGGGCUUUGGAGCCGAUUGAGUAG
Molecule: messenger RNA, 1641 nt
Organism: Bipolaris oryzae ATCC 44560
Lineage: Eukaryota; Fungi; Ascomycota; Dothideomycetes; Pleosporales; Pleosporaceae
Exons: 1
Coding region: 1-1641 (546 amino acids)
Biological process (GO): carotene catabolic process
Molecular function (GO): carotenoid dioxygenase activity
Source: RefSeq, a predicted model, not a curated record